Dermatophagoides pteronyssinus (European house dust mite) is the source of this 977-nucleotide messenger RNA. RefSeq names its product serine hydrolase BPHL-like. Lineage: Eukaryota; Metazoa; Arthropoda; Arachnida; Sarcoptiformes; Pyroglyphidae. The record is from RefSeq and is a predicted model, not a curated record. Gene Ontology annotation, molecular function: serine hydrolase activity.
UGUGUUUGAAGUGUGUAAGUGCAAAUUUAUUUUCUUAUUUUUCUAUAAAAAGGAAGAAUAUAACAUCACAUCUCAUUUCAAAUAGAAAUUCAUUGCAGCCAAGUAAUAACGAUGAUGAUGCGAAUUGAUGAAUUCGAUAUAGCAUAUGAAAAAAUUGGUCAUGGUACGGAUAUUGUAUUAUUCAUACCUGAAGCAUUGGGCACUGUUCAAAGUCAAUUUCAACAACAAUUUGAUCCCGAUAAUGAUGGCUGUUUAGAUUUGGAUUGUUUUACAUUCAUUUGUAUUGAUCUACCUGGAUGGGGAAGAUCCAAUAAUCAAGAACGUCCUUAUGGUCCAACAAUUCUCGAUGAUGAUGCUAUCCGAUGUGAUAAAUUAAUGAAUAAACUUGGAUAUAAUGAAUAUUCAAUCUAUGGUUUUGGUUUGGGUGGACAAAUUGCUAUUAUUAUGGCAAAAAAAAUUGGUUCCCGAAUCAAAUCAAUGAUAUUACAUGCAACGGCAACAUAUUCGGAUGAUAAAUUAAUACAAAAUUAUAGAAAAUUUCGUGAUCCAGAUUGUUGGAAUGAUGGUGGUAUAAUGUUUCGACAAUUAAAACAUGUUUACAAUAAUGAUUUAGAUCGUAUGGCCUAUGAUUGGAACAAAUAUAUUGAUUUAGCUGUUAAUAAAUUCAAUGAAUAUUAUCCUGAUGGUUUAUUGAUAAUGGAUAAUCAAAUUCAAUGUCCAUCAUUAAUUCUAUAUGGUGAUCAAGAUAAAUUUAUUGAUAUUGAACAGAUAAAUUAUUUGACAAAUAAUUUAUCAAAUAAUCGAUUGAUAAUAUUUUCAAAAUGUGGUCAUCAUUUAAACGAUGAACAACCUAACAAAUUUAAAAAUAUAGUUGAAAAAUUUUUAUUGGAAAAUUUUUGGUGCAGUAAAAAUUGUCUUUAUUGAUUAGAACGAUAUUAUUAUUAUCGCUAAUUAUGAUAUAGCCAAUUAACCGAUAA